AUGAGCGGCUCUGGAACUGUAGAUUUCUUCUACAGAGAAGCUCAGCGACUUGGUUAUGUUGCUCGCUCGGCCUUCAAGCUACUCCAGAUUCAGAAACAGUACAGAUUGAUAACACCUUGUUCCUCUGUUGUUGGCCUAGGUUGUGCUCCUGGUGCUUGGCUUCAGAUUUCUUCUACAGAGAAGCUCAGCGACUUGGUUAUGUUGCUCGCUCGGCCUUUAAGCUACGACAAGACUCCGGUCAUUGUUCGCAUCAGCCACCAAACCACCACCGGUUUCAUCGAGAUUACCGGAACCACCAUCAUCUUCAACACCCAUUUUUCUGCCACCAUCGAGCCUUGUUCCAGCCUCCUUAGAAUAACCAUAAGACCGGAGGGUGUGAGAGGGAUGUUUCCCUCGUUUUUUGUGGGUGAUACCACUCUUUCGCUUACUUUUUUUUCCCUCACCUAA
Messenger RNA from Lactuca saligna, 447 nucleotides. The record is from the annotation of a GenBank genome assembly. NCBI's taxonomy places the organism in Eukaryota, Viridiplantae, Streptophyta, Magnoliopsida, Asterales, Asteraceae.